Molecule: messenger RNA, 720 nt
Organism: Alternaria postmessia
Lineage: Eukaryota; Fungi; Ascomycota; Dothideomycetes; Pleosporales; Pleosporaceae
Exons: 2
Coding region: 1-720 (239 amino acids)
Biological process (GO): mRNA export from nucleus; positive regulation of DNA-templated transcription, elongation
Cellular component (GO): THO complex part of transcription export complex
Molecular function (GO): mRNA binding
Source: RefSeq, a predicted model, not a curated record
AUGAGCGAACAGCAGCUCCCCAUUGCGCGAUCCGAAGAUGCGAUGCCUGCCGAUCUUUCUUCCUUCAACGUCACCGAUCUCCUCAAGACGCCGCACAAUGCGCGCCUCCAUAAAGAAGUGCAGAACCUCAAGAAGCUCAUCAACGAGCUUGUAGACUACCAGCUUGCUCACCCAAAGAACCCGAAGUCGGGUUCGCGCGAAGAUAUAGAUCAGGAGAAGAAAGCUACGCAAGAGAUUCAGAAGAGGGAGAAGUACAUUCGCGCGCAACUGUCAAUUGUCAAAACUCUCUACCGCCAAAGCGUAUUAAAAGUGCGCGAGGAGAAGGCGAAGACAUCCGAUGACAGGGCUGUGAAUGAUGCGCUGAUUCUGGGCCUUCACAAUCUCAAGUAUGAGGAGCAGUCGCUGCGUUCUGAGAUUUCUGCUGCCGAGAACUACGACCACAAAUAUAUGAAACUGCCACUUAUCUCUCGCGAAGAGUUCCUUGAACAGUUUCCCGAACACAAGGAAUCGACCGAACACGACCUCAUGACCGCGCGCAUCGAGCACGAACACCAAGUCCGUCUCAAGCUCGAAGAGGCACGACAGGAGAAGCUCAAGCAGAAGCAGAAGCUCAUCGCAGAGGUCAAGAAGGGGAAGGACGAUCUCACAAAGCUAGAUACCAUGGUCGAGAAGUUCAUCGAGGCUGCAGAACCGAUCAAGAGAGUGCUGGCCACGGAGUAA